AUGCUGCAGCCACCCUGCACGCUCACCGUCCCGGCGUCCCGCGGCGCGCUCCACGCCGCCGCGGAGCGCGUGGCGUCGCAGCUCUCCUCCGCUGCCUCUGCGGCGGACGUGGUCGUCUGCCUCAAGGGCGGCGGCCUGCGCGCACCCCGCGCCACCGCCCGCACCGAAGCGUGGAACCUCUCGACCACCGCCGAGGGAUACUCUGCGCGCGGGGUGGUGCCGGGCCUCGAGUGGGCCGCGGCGGAGCUGCGUUGGCCGUCGCAGGUGCAGAACUGGAUCGAGCCGCGCUGCGCGGUCGAUCGCGUCGCUGGGAGGCGCGUCAUCGUCUCGCGGCCUUGCUGGGCUGCGCUCACUGCGCGCAAGGGCGGGCCGCCGCCCGCGCCUCUCCUCGUCGAGAACCUGCUCCGCCCGCCGCCCGCCGGCAAGCUGCAGCGAGGCCAGUUCGCGUGCAGCGACCGCCACGUCUUUUACCGCCCGCGCGAGCCGUACGGAGGGCCUCCCCGCGACGCGUGGGCGCCGCUGCACGAGGCGAUCCUCCAGGCCGAGGGGCUUGCGAACCACUCCUUCCAGCGGCUGGCCUUCUCGCACGCGACGUGGCGGCAGCCCUCGACACCAGAGGGGUACGUCCCGACGCAGAGCCUCGUCACGCCGCUCGGAGAGCCUCCCGGCGCCGUCUCACUCGGACGCGCGCGCGGCGUGGCGGUCGACGGCUGCUCCUUCGCCAACUUGGGCAGCGCGUACGCCCUGUCGGUCGGAGGCGCGAGCCAGCAGGUGUCCGUGGUGGGGAGCAGCUUCACGUCGCUCGCGGGAGGGGCGGUCAAGCUGGGGAACGUCGACGACGAGCGGGCCCUCGCGACCAGCCCGGAGCGGAUGGACUCUGCGUUUCGGGUCGUGGACAACACCAUCAGGUUAGCCGCGCUCGAGCUGCGCGGUGCCGCCGCCAUCUUCGCGGGGUACGUCCGCGACACGACCAUCUCGCACAACAGCGUCGCCGAGACGGGGUACACCGCCAUCUCGCUCGGCUGGGGGUGGGGCACGCACGUGCUUGGCCGCCAGACCUUCAUGCGGAACAACCACGUGGUCUCCAACCGGAUGGAGCGUGUGGUGUCGGCUCUGAACGACGGCGGGUGCAUCUACACGCUCGGCCCUCAGCCAAACUCGACCGUGUCGCUCAACUACUGCGAGGCCGACCGCGCACCCGUGGUCGGGUCCUUCUACCACGACAAUGGCCCGUGCCCCCGCCUCCGCCACGUGGCCGUGUCGCUCGUCUGGUGCCGCGGCGAGGCGCCGCUGCGCAACAACUGCGCACCGGCCGAGGCCAACUGCUCGCUGGCCUACCCCGGCCUCGCCGCGGACUGCCAUUGCGCCGUCGACAAGGCGACAGUGCGUCCCUGGGAAGAAAGCGAUAGCGAGGACGAGUCCGAUGACGGCGAGGCCGAGGAUCUCGCUCUCGCUCUCUUCGUCGCCUCAGCCAAGCGCGCAGACUUCUGGUCGCACGCCUGCCGCCCGCCAACACCGGCCGAAGCUGUCGACGCGGACGACGCUGUGUGGUCCGCAAAAGCCCGCGGAUACGUCAUCGCGCCUGCAGGCGGAAAGGGACUCGGCGCCUUCGCCGGAGCCAACGCAGUUGCUGAGGGCGCUCUAGUUGGUGUUUAUGCCGGAGAGCUACUGACCGAGGCCGAACACGCCCGCCGGGAGAGCUCGUACUGCUUCUCUCUUCUCCCGCCUGCCGACGAGUUGACCUCGAAGGCGCUGGCCGGUCUCGGGCUCGACGGCGAGGGUAAAGACGACGAGUAUAUCGCGUACAUCGAUGGCGAGAACGCCGCGCGGUCGUCGUGGUGCCGCUACAUCAACCACGCGCCGCACGGCGCCCGUGCGUGCAACCUGGAGGCGAAAGUGGACGCGAUGAAGGCCCUCGUGUGGUUCGAGGCGAGCCGCGACAUCGCGCCCGGCGAGGAGCUCUGCUUCGACUAUGGGGAGAGCUACGCGACGUCGACCUUCGAGUAGCCGCCGCUGACGUUGAGCCUCCAUUGGGAUCGGGGAGGCCCGCCGCCGUCUGUGCACGCGCGCCGCGAGCGAGCGAGCGAGCAAACGAGAACACGCGACGUCAACCUCAUCUGCACUCUGCACUAGAGGUUUUGAAGAAGUGAAUGAGAACAAU
This is a messenger RNA of Emiliania huxleyi CCMP1516, 2161 nucleotides long. RefSeq lists its product as hypothetical. The record is from RefSeq and is a predicted model, not a curated record. The transcript has 6 exons. Lineage: Eukaryota; Haptophyta; Isochrysidales; Noelaerhabdaceae. Gene Ontology annotation, molecular function: protein binding. Bases 1 to 2007 code for a protein of 668 amino acids.